AUGAAGCUCAUGCAGCUUUUAGAUAAGAAAAAACUAGAAGCUUUAAAAAAAGAAUUUGAGUCAUUUCCAGAGGGACUUGAACUAUCCACAUUUAUCUGGUUAAUGUUAUGUGUUUUGGAAUUUAAGGAAGAUGAGAAAUUUGAGAUAGUGCAAGGUCUUGCAUAGUUAUUUUCAGAAGUUGAUAUUAAUGAUGAUAAACACAUGGAGUGGAGUGAAUUCACAUAAUACAUAAUAGAUUCUGUAAUGAUGAGAAAAGCUGGAAGAGAAGGGCCCAGAAGAAAGAAGCCUAAAGAAGAGAACUCAGACUAGAAAGAGUCGAUCCUUAACGCAUCUUUUGAAAUUGAUAUGCCAAAUGGAGGAGGAAUGGAGGAAGAAUAUGAAGAGGAGGAUUACGAGAGUAAUUUAAUGAAUGAUUCAUCUGGGCAAGUAUCAGUAAAGUAGGUAAAACCUAGAGGUAGGGGAUAAGCACAUAUUAUUCUGAGUCAGUCUGAUUACAGACAUUUUGAUCAUAGUGUGUCAAUUUUCGAUUAGAUUUCUCACCAAAGUCCAAUAAUAUAAAGUCAAUAUUGUGAUAGGCUCGGUGGAUUUCUAACAAUAGAAGAAUAUUCGAAAUAAGUAAAAAUUUACACCCCAAAUGGAACUGAAAAAGAUAAGAUAACUCUCAAUAAUGCAAAAUAAAAGGUCUUUGCUAUUGCCUUUACUUUCUCUGAUAAGCAUAAUUUGAUAGCCUUUGUAACUAGUGACUGCUCCAUUGAAAUUUUUGACUAUCAAAAUAAUGUUUUCAUUCGAUAUCUAAAAUAAAUUCCAACACCCUGCAUUCAGACAGGCAUAUGGUAUCUACCAAGACACGAUAUUUGGCUUUCAGCUGGUAAAGACAACAAAAUACAUUAAUGGAACAUUUCAAAGUAUGAUGAUGACCCUCCUUCUGCAAUGCAAAAGUAUAGCUUUGGAGGGCACACUGAUUAAAUCAUGGAUCUUGUUGAACUUAAAAUCCCAAAAUGCAUAGCGACAGCAUCUCUUGAUAAGACUAUUAGACUAUUCAACAUUGAGGAAAAGUACCUAAUCAAAGUGCUCUACGGGCAUGAAACAGGCAUCAGAAAAAUUAGCUAUAUUAGUAACUUUGGGGGUUUCUUUUGCAGUGUUGGCCAUGAAUCCUCAAUAUAUGUCUGGUCUCCUGAGACUGUUUAAAAUAGACCAUUCAUAGGAAAACUAAAAGGUCAUCAAUAUCCAGUAGUAGAUGCAAAAUUUUUACCUAAAACGACAUUGCUGAUAAGUAUCGAUGAGAGGCUUAUGAUUAGAGUCUUUGAUGUCUACACUUUUGAAUGUAAGCAAACUAUAUUCCCUCAAAGUGAUAAAUUUGUCUGGUAUGGGAAAAGAUUUAUCUUCUUUGAUACAACUCUUCAAGAGUAAUAGCAGAGGAAAUUUUACAAAGACGAGAUUUAUCCAAUGAAAGUUUUGAUGAACAAAUAUCAUAUGUCAUUUUAUGUUGUAACAAAGUAUGAUGUGAGAGUGAUUGAUGCUAAGUCUGGCUUGCUUUUGAAAGUAUUAGAUUAGAUAGUGAAUCAUGACAGUGGAAUUGAGAUUGCUGAUUUUGAUUUCGAUCAUUCAUAUAGAAAGUUCUAUGUAGCUGAUACAGCUGGAAAUGUGAAAUGUUUUAAUUCUGGAAAUUGCUUGCUUUUGAAAGAGGAAUCAUUAAGAAAACCUUAUAUGGCAAAUGAUUAGAAAGCAUAAGACUAGGGUAUGCUUGAGUAUUAUAGAGGUUAAUCUAGUAAAAACGAGAUUAUUGAGAUACACUAUGAUAAAGUAAAGGAAGCCAAGCUGUUCUAUACAAUUGAUAGUGAGAACAACAUAAUCACAUAUGAUGAGGAUAGCAAUGAGAACUUCUAAUUUCUCAGAAUGGCCUACAAUAAUCCAUAAUAGGAAAUCUCUACUAUGACACUUAGUUCUUAUCAUGGUCUUAUAGCUACAGGAUGUGCUUCUGGAUUGAUUUGUGUAUUUUUAUUCCAUUAUUAACUAUUCACUACUUAGUUAUGGGAUUAUGAAUCAGCUAAGCUGGAGGCAGUCUUAAUGCAGCAUGAGAAAGAUAUCCUCACAUUAGUUUUCCCCUAACCAUAAUAUUGUCUGAUAUCAGCAUCAAAUGAUGGGGAAGUCUGUUUUUGGGGACUCAAGCAUAGCUAGAAAUACAAAUACUAGGUGUUUAAAAAAUUCUAAUACACUUAUUACCUAGACAAGACCAAUCUAUCAAGCACUGUUCUGGUAAAGAUUGACUAAUAGUCUAAGCUUAUAUUUGGAGAUGAAUAAGGAAACGUGCAAAAGAUAAAUAUAACUGAUAUUUUUCAAUAGCUAGAAAUGCCAGGAGAUGACAUGGACAAAUAUUUGGAAACUUGUUUAUCUAAAGUUCACAAUAGACCAAUAAGCUUUAUGAGGAAACUUGAUGACCUAGAUUGCAUUGUAACUGCUUCUAGUGAUGGAUACUUCAAAAUUCUUUCAACUAAGGAUCUGAGUUUUCUUUGCAUUGUAGACAUACAUAAUCUCAAGAAAAAGCCUAAAUAAUGGGAUCUGCCAAUUGAUUGGAUUAGCAGGAAAAAAGAGGAGCUGAUUAAAGUUAAGAAUGUUCUUGAAGAGAUUGAGCCUAAUGUUGAUCAAACAGAUCUGUUCAAUAAGAUGAUAAUUAAAAACAAAAUAGAUGUUCCAGUUAAAAGUAUCCAAGAUAAAAUAUUUGGAGGAGGUCUCGGAUCUUUCGGACUAUUUGAUAAAAUUAAAGAAAGUUUAUCUAAAAAAUCUCUGCUUAAAUAACUCAGAAGGAAAAUAAAUGCGAAUAUUUUCAACAUUGAUUAAAGUUCUUAAUAGCAUAGAGAAUUCGCAGAGGCUGAUGAUGAUAUAAUCAAUGAAGAUCAAGCUGAAUUUAAAAGAAAAAUUGAUGAGAUUUUCAAACAAGAUACACCAACUUACAGUGGCUUUGCCAAAGAGCUUCAAAAAAUGCUGAAUAAAUUAUACACAGACAAGACUGGUAUGUCAGGCUCAAAUGGAAAGUACUCAAAUAGAUCAGCUGAAUUGAAAAAGAGGUACAACUUACUAUCUCGAGCAAUGGGAUCAAGGCUUCAAAAUUAGAAAUAGGUCAGUGAGAUAAGCAAGGAUAAUUAGAGCAACAAGAAUGAUAAUUUCUUGGCAUAAAAUGAGUAGCAAUAUAAUAUGAAGAGUGAUAGGGGGAGAAAUAAUACUCAAAGAGGAAUCCCCUUAAAUAGUCAGUAAACAAUCUAGACUAUCAGCGGAAAUACUCUCAGUAUGUCAAAAGAAGCAUCUUAAAACACUAUAAAACAUAAGCGAGGAAUCUCGGAUUUUACCUAAGCGACAACAUACUUUUAAAAAUCAAAUAGUAAGAUUGAAAAUACUCUGUAGAAAACAUUAAGUACUAAUAGACAAGUCUCAAAUCAUAGCAAACUUCUUAAUUAAGAUAUUGAGGAAUCCAAUCAAGCUAAAACUCAUGUCUUUCUUCCAAGACUAUAGUCCUCACACAGCCAGGCUAUGCUAGGUAAGGACCUCAGCAGAAAGAAUCUAUAAUAAACUAUUUAGCCAAAGCAAAGAACAAGUAUCAUAAGUUACUAUAAUAACCUAGGAGAGUAGAAAUUCAAUGAAAAAAUAGGGCAAACUUCUCAGAUUCAAGAAGUUUAGUAAAAGCUUAGCUUUUCUCUUUCAAGGCCUAAGAUUGGUUAUCAUCAGGAGAUAUCUAUUUUGAACAAUAAUGCCAUGGACUAAAGUAUAAGUUCUCAAUAGUCUAGAUAGCAUUAUUCUAUUUUGAAACAAUCGACCCUUGCUCCAGAUAGGAAUAACCUAAAUUUAACUAGGAAUUUUUCAAGCUUUAUUGAUAACAAGGGUAUGAGUGUAUCUGAGCUGAAAAAUUCAACUAUAAUUGGCCAGAAUGAUAUGAGUAAAAAGAUGCUUGAAUUCUAGCAAGGAAAACUUAUGAGAAAGCUUAGUAGAAGUAAAUUCUUAAUGCGCAUGGCUCAAAAUAAUAAAACUAACGAGAUUUUAUGA
This is a messenger RNA of Stylonychia lemnae, 4035 nucleotides long. Lineage: Eukaryota; Ciliophora; Spirotrichea; Sporadotrichida; Oxytrichidae. The record is from the annotation of a GenBank genome assembly.